Messenger RNA from Solea senegalensis (Senegalese sole), 1375 nucleotides. Its product is annotated as WD repeat-containing protein 73-like. Gene Ontology annotation, cellular component: cytosol; spindle pole. The transcript has 8 exons. The coding region runs from base 57 to 1196 and encodes 379 amino acids. NCBI's taxonomy places the organism in Eukaryota, Metazoa, Chordata, Actinopteri, Pleuronectiformes, Soleidae. Gene Ontology annotation, molecular function: protein binding. The record is from RefSeq and is a predicted model, not a curated record. Gene Ontology annotation, biological process: cytoplasmic microtubule organization.
AUCAGAGACAAGGAGGGAAAGAACGCCACACGCGCAGAGUGACUACUGUUAGAACAAUGGAGGAGUCGGAGUUUGAAGACAUUUUAGAUGACUGGUUCAUCGAGUCCCUGAAAACGUACAAAGAUCUUCACGUGUAUCAGCUGGAACAUCCCACACAAGUCAUCGAGUGGACGUCAGGGAAGACCGUCUGUGUUGCCGGAUGUCGUCCGUCUAAAAAUGAAAUCUUGGAGCUUCGUUUGCCUCUGAAACUCUUUGCUGAUGAGAAUAAGGGUCUCUGCGCAGAGCGGGACUUUAAAGUUGUCCAUGGUGGUUUCACAGAUGUACCCGUUCACUGCCUGCGACACAUCCCGGGAACAAGGUGUCUCGUGACCAGUGACGGUGUGAGCGCUCACCUGCAGGUGUGGGACCUCGGAGGAGACGACAGCGACGUGAUCCGGAGGACGGGGAGCGUCAGUCGGAGGAGGAGGAGCCACACAGAGGGAGGGACCAGGAUCGCAGCUCCUCCCACAUCACUGCCACAAAUCCUUCACGGAGCCCAAAGCUGCGACGUCCGGCUGAGUCAGCUGACCUCGGGACAGACGCUGUACGACCUGGAGUGUGACUCAGCAGAUCCUCUGAGUUCAUUACUGUUCCUCAGUGGUGACGUUUUCCUCGCCGGCUGCAGUAACGGAAACAUUUACUUUGCCGACACUCGGACGUCUGCUGCCCCUCAGCUUUCACCUCCACCCGCGUCUUUGGGUGAAUCUGCCCUCUGGUGGACGGCGGACGCCUCUGCAGGUCCAGACCCGUACAGCAGCAGGGUCGUCAGACUUUCCUCGUCCGCAGAAGUGGUGGUGACGGACAUGAGGAACCCGGGAGUCGCCGUGGGUCGAGCUCAGCUGGACGUGGCGACGCGUGGCUGCAGCCUGGACGAUGUCACGCUGUCCUGGUCUCCAGUGCUGAAGGACUGUCUGGCAGUAUCAGGUUUCAGUGGAAAUGUUCUCGUCUUUAACUCUUCGCUCUGGGGGGCGGAGCUUCAGGAAGCCCGGCCGCUGUUCGAGCAUCGCGGUCACACGGUCUCGUCGUCCGCGCGGUCCGACGCCCUCGUCACCUCCCACGUCUGGCAUCCUGACCGUGCGAGGACGCUGCUCUCUGCCGCCUCGGACGGAUCCGUGCACGUGUGGGACUGGGUCGACCACUCUGACGGAGCAACGUGAAGCUCCGCCUCCUCCAAUGACACAUGGGACAUUAUUUAAACCACAACAAACAAACAAUUCUGAUGCUAAUCUCAGAAUUCUGAGAAAAAUUCUGUAAGUUUCUGAAAUGUUUCCACUGCUGCUGUUGUGAUUUAUCAUUUACACAAGUUUGUAUGAAUAAUUCAAUACUUUUUCCAGAA